Molecule: messenger RNA, 1375 nt
Organism: Ceratina calcarata
Lineage: Eukaryota; Metazoa; Arthropoda; Insecta; Hymenoptera; Apidae
Gene: Tmem98
Product: transmembrane protein 98
Exons: 4
Coding region: 442-1110 (222 amino acids)
Cellular component (GO): endoplasmic reticulum
Source: RefSeq, a predicted model, not a curated record
GUGGAGAGAAGAUUUCAAGCGUUUUAACAUAAACUAAGCCUGGGUAAAUCCUACUGACAAGAAUCACGUCCCAUUUUUUAUACAAUUUUAUCGUAUCGAUUUUUUCUUCGGUUCUGAACUUUGAGUCAUUAACAUGCUCUUCCCGGAUGCGAAACGUCUUCGUUAACAAAAUUACUUGUUAACGAAGGAUUAGGGAUUACGUAACGCGAGUUGCAAAAUACGCAACAGAGGAUGGAGGGAAUCAUUUAUUUGAUGAAUGGAGCUUAAGAUUCGUGACAGUCUCCGCCUCCCACCGAUCAUCACCGGGAAACUCGACGCUGAUCGCGUUCUCUGUUUACGGAAAAAAUCGUUCAAACGUUAUUCAUGACCCGUAUAUCGUUGUCCAAUUGAUCCGAACAAUAGUUUGAACGUGAUUGUUCGAUUGACAAGCCCGUCCGAAGGAUGAGUUCCCCGGUGUCGAUAAGUAACACCGCGGCUGGUGCCACUGGAAUGGAAACAGUGGUUGCAGUGGCACUUGGUGCACUGGCUGCUGUGUUCCUCGGCGCGCUUUUGGUUCUUCUCGUUAUUUGCAAAAGACAGCGAUGCUACUACAAUCAGAAAGAUUCACCAGAUCUAAGCUCGGAUCUUUUGGAGGGUGAGAAUUUCUCCGGUUUGGAUUUAGAUGCAUGGGAGAGCGAGGAAUGGCUAGCUGGGGCUGAGAGAUGGGUCGACGACGCGACGGGUUUAGCUCCGUUGUGCAUCGCCGUGUUGAGAUCUUGCCACGCUUUGGCCUCAAGUCUCACCGCUAUAGCAGGCACGGUAAACAGUAACACCGUCCCGUUAGAAAUCGUCGACGUUGCUAGACGCAUUCCGCCUCGUGUCGACGACGUGGUGAGGAGCUUGUACCCGCCGUUAGACGCGAGACUGCUGGAGGCCAGGGUCGCAGCAUUGGUGCUAGCCGUCACUCAUCUGGCUUUGGUGACCAAGCACGGGGUGUCCAAGAGUCACGCCAGGAAAUUAGCGUUCAUCGACCAGGCGUUGAGCGACAUGGACUCGCAUUUGUCCAUCCUGAGGAACGCUGCCCUGGCGCAGGAAAUGGCUUGCUCCGUGCCGGCUUCAACGUCGGUUUGAACUCCGAAUGUCUUCCAACAUUAUUUAGCGACCACGUUUCUCAUAAUGGUAUUCAGGCGUUUGCAUUCUCUAAACUCUAACGUGAGAUUGAAAGCACUAAGAAUUCCUUUUUCUUCUCCUUUUAUUAUGCCAAGAUCCAAAACACGACGACGGGAGUCGAGUUCCCUUUCUUUUCCUCUAGUGCGUUACAUUCUCGUGUAAGUAUAUAGUCGUUACAAAAAUGCGUACAUUACUUUUCGUGACGUAUUAAAAAAUAUCAUAAGUA